Molecule: messenger RNA, 450 nt
Organism: Prunus armeniaca (apricot)
Lineage: Eukaryota; Viridiplantae; Streptophyta; Magnoliopsida; Rosales; Rosaceae
Source: the annotation of a GenBank genome assembly
AUGACGACCAGUUUGAAGAAGAAUCGGAAGAAGAGAGGCCACGUCAGCGCCGGCCACGGCCGAAUCGGGAAGCACAGGAAGCAUCCCGGUGGUCGUGGAAAUGCCGGAGGCAUGCACCACCACCGGAUCUUGUUCGACAAGUACCACCCGGGGUAUUUUGGUAAAGUCGGCAUGCGCUACUUCCACAAGCUCCGCAACAAGUUCUACUGCCCCAUCGUCAACGUCGACGAGCUCUGGUCUUUGGUGCCGCAGGAGGCGAAGGACAAGGCGGCGGCGAACAAAGGAAACGACGUGCCGUUGAUCGACGUGACGCAGUUUGGGUACUUUAAGGUGUUGGGGAAGGGUGUGUUGCCUCAGAACCAGCCUGUUGUGGUGAAGGCCAAGCUCAUUUCUAAGACCGCUGAGAAGAAGAUUAAGGAAGCUGGUGGCGCCGUUGUUCUCACCGCCUAG